AUGGCGUUCAUUGAUUUAGUUCUAGCAAUUGUACCAGUUCAUAUGAUAUGGAAGUUGCAGAUGAAUAAAAGGAAGAAGGUGGCCAUUUGUAUUUUACUUAGCACUGGUGUUUCUGCCUUUGGAUUCGCCGUUAUCAAGAUUGUUGAACUCAAAAAUGAUGCCAAUCACUCUGAUAUUACAUGCAAAUACGAGAUCAAUUUGAUUAUCAUCGCUGCAUGUAUCCCAACGCUCAUACCUCUUCUCGAAAUCAUUCUCAACCACCGAAUCGCAUCUUACUUUAAUAGUUACAAGACCAACCGUGGAGGUUCCAAGUUCUCUUUCCACAAAGAAUCAUUCCGUAUGCGCCGUUUGAAUAGUGCAAACAAUGAUACGGAGAGUGGAAAAGAUAUAUUGGGUAUCAAGAAUUCUAUAAAUGGUAACAGUGGAGAACUAGGAGUAGUUGAAGAAAGUGAGGAAAUUCGUGGCAAUGAGAACACUGACAGGAUCAUGAGUCAAGGGAAGAUUGCUGUCACGAGACAAUGGUCUGUGACGGAGCUUAAGUAUUGA
Molecule: messenger RNA, 546 nt
Organism: Botrytis deweyae
Lineage: Eukaryota; Fungi; Ascomycota; Leotiomycetes; Helotiales; Sclerotiniaceae
Exons: 3
Coding region: 1-546 (181 amino acids)
Source: RefSeq, a predicted model, not a curated record